This is a messenger RNA of Cyprinus carpio (common carp), 7373 nucleotides long. RefSeq names its product ring finger and CCCH-type domains 1b (gene rc3h1b). The transcript is spliced from 19 exons. Lineage: Eukaryota; Metazoa; Chordata; Actinopteri; Cypriniformes; Cyprinidae. Gene Ontology annotation, molecular function: metal ion binding. The record is from RefSeq and is a predicted model, not a curated record. Bases 483 to 3797 code for a protein of 1104 amino acids.
GGCGCAAAUGAGCUUCCACAGCUGCACGUGUUUUCGGCAUGAGCCCGACUGCAGCACGCGGCUCCGCCAGAGGAGGCGCCUCGGUGCUCAACAGUUUCUUCUCUUCCUCGAUCAGCUCGAGUGCAGCUGCUGGCUGCUGCUGGCAGUUUUACGCGAGGAACUCCCGAACUACUUCGGCAACCCGUUAUAACGGUCGACAUGGGGACCGAGGAAAUAAUCAAGCGUUUUCUUAAGAAAAGAUGAAGAUAGCCGAUACACCGUAAGACUGAGUGAGUUUCAGGUUUCACACCAUGUGAUGAUCACCCGGGACGUGUGAACUUAUUUAAGAACUCCUGUGUUCAGAAGAUUUUCUGAUUCCAGUGGAAUCUUUCAUUUUUUUUUUCCAUCUAUUAUUCCCCUUUUGUUAAAUGACACACCCAGUCGCGCGCACAUCCAGGAGAAACCCCCCCACCCUUGUUUACAUGUAGAACAACUUUGCUACGAUGCCUGUACAAGCUCCACAAUGGACAGAGUUUUUACUGUGCCCCAUAUGCACCCAGACGUUCGAGGAGACGGUGCGUCGGCCCAUCAGUCUGGGUUGCGGCCACACCGUUUGCAAGAUGUGCCUCAACAAACUGCACCGCAAGGCUUGUCCCUUUGACCAGACGGCCAUCAAUACUGACAUCGAGCAGCUGCCCGUCAACUCAGCCCUUUUACAGCUGGUCGGGGGUCAGGUGUCCAAACAGCAACCUGUGGCGCUCAUUACAUGUCCAGAGGACACCAAGCAUUAUGAUGAGGCACGGCAGUGUGUUGAGGAGCUGGCCCUCUACCUCAAACCCCUCAGCAGUGCACGAGGAGUGGGGUUGAGUAAUGCUGCUCAAAGCAUGCUGAGCCGUCCCAUGCAGAGGAAGCUGGUGACUCUGGUGCACUGUCAGCUGGUGGAAGAGGAAGGACGGGUCAGGGCCAUGCGGGCGGCCCGUUCUCUGGGCGAAAGGACUGUUACUGAGCUCAUUUUGCAGCACCAAAACCCCCAGCAGCUCUCCUCCAACCUGUGGGCUGCAGUCAGAGCCAGAGGCUGCCAGUUCCUGGGCCCCGCCAUGCAGGAGGAGGCACUAAAGCUGGUGUUGUUGGCCUUGGAAGACGGAUCUGCUCUUUCCAGGAAGGUUUUGGUCCUCUUUGUGGUCCAGAGACUAGAACCAAGAUUUCCUCAGGCCUCCAAAACCAGUAUUGGACAUGUAGUUCAGCUCCUCUACCGUGCCUCCUGCUUCAAGGUGACUAAGCGAGAUGAGGAUUCAUCGCUCAUGCAGUUGAAAGAGGAGUUCCGCACAUAUGAGGCACUUCGGAGGGAACACGACUCUCAGAUUGUUCAAAUCGCAAUGGAGGGAGGCCUCCGCAUCGCCCCCGAUCAGUGGUCUUCUCUGCUGUAUGGAGACCAGUCUCAUAAGUCUCACAUGCAGUCCAUCAUUGACAAGCUGCAGACCCCGGCGUCAUUUGCUCAGAGUGUGCAGGAGCUGACCAUCGCACUGCAGAGGACGGGUGACCCUGCCAAUCUCAACCGGCUGAGACCUCACCUCGAAUUGCUUGCUAACAUUGACCCUAGUCCAGAUGCUCCUCCUCCUACCUGGGAGCAGCUGGAGAAGGGGCUGGUGGCAGUAAAGACGGUGGUGCACGGCCUAGUGGACUUCAUUCAGAACCACAGCAAGAAGGGUGCCGACACGCAGCAGCCACCACAGCACAGCAAAUACAAGACGUACAUGUGCAGAGACAUGAAGCAGAAAGGAGGCUGUCCCAGAGGAGCCAGCUGUACCUUCGCCCAUUCUCAGGAGGAGCUGGAAAAGUACCGUAAAAUGAACAAACGUCUUGCUGCACGAGUGCCCUGCACCCCUGGCCUGCUGCCUGAGGACGUGGUCACGCUGGAGCCUGGGCGAAAGGCCUCUAUGCAUACCAACGGGGGCCCUCUUCCCCAGCUCAUCCCCAGAGGCACAGACCCCUCCACAUAUGACCUCUUACUCAAGCCCAAGAUGGACGCCACUAGCCUGAGUGCUCCUGGGUCGCCACCUGACUCUUUGGAUAAAUGUAGCUUGGCCCUGACACCCCACCCUGUGCCUCACCCCAGGGCGGAGCACUUACCCAUGCCCAAGCAGGUGCCAGUGAUGCCCAGAGGUGCGCCACAGAUGUAUCCACAACAGCAGCCCCAGCUUUUCUAUUCAGAGCCCGCCAGACCUCCUCCCUCAGGAUCUCAGUAUGAUGCUCAGUACCCAACAGGUAACCCCUACCAGUACCAACCUCCGCAGUAUGUCCCUUCCCGCUACAUCCGGAAUCCGCCUCCAGGAGAGCCACCUUACCCAGAGCCCUACCCGGGAUACGGCCCAGAUCGCCAAUAUUCGAGCCACCACUCUGGUCCCCAUUUCUCAGCCCACACAUACGCACAGCCCUCACAUUACAGUCGCAGACACGGACACUAUCCCGCACCACCACCUCCGUUUGCCCAGACCAGAGAUGACUUGGUCAGGAUGAGCCCGGUUCCUUUGGACGUUCCCCCGGGCGCUAUGCCUCAACCUCCAGCAGGGCCUGCAGGUUCUCUGUACCACUCCCAGGAACCGUCAUCCAGAGACAGAUACCCACCGGACGGGUACUACACAGCUGGACCGCACCCCAGCCAAAUGAGGUCCCACAUAGGACAGGACCCGUACAGCCGCUCUCAGCCCAGUCUGGAUGACUUGCAUCGCAGGCGCAAAGAGCUGCUUGUCCAGCUAGAGGAGAGAAAAGUCAUCUCUCCUCCCCCCUUCGCUGCCUCUCCGACUCUCCCUACACACCCGUUCCCCAACGACUACCCUCGGGAGUAUUUGGAGGACGGCUCUAAAGCCUUUGGGAGUCGGGAGCCAGACUACACUGGGCAAUAUUCCCCCUGGUCAUGUGACACCAUAGGAUCAUACAUUGGCUCCAAGGAUGCUAAACCAAAAGAUGUCAGUAGUGCUGUGGAGAUGAUGAAUGCAGAGGGGAAAGUUCUCCGUGAACCUCCACUGGACACUCAGCGGCGCUCUGCGGAAGCCAAAGACGACGAUCCCAUCAUUCCCUUUGGUCCUCUGCCCACUGUGUCUCCUUUUGGUGCCAUUUCACGUACCUCUAAAACAGGUUACCAGACCACUGGACCUGUACAGGCCAUAGCAUCCUCACAGGCCUCGGGCUCCAAACACAUGACCAUGACAGCAGACUAUCCGUAUGGAAACCACAGCGGAUGGGGUGGAGCAUCGUACCCUCAGCACCAGAGCAUCAACUCUCAGGGACACUUCAGCGAGCGUCUGCCCGUGUCUGCCCCUGACCGCGAGCAGCUCAAGAUUGAGCUCCAGCAAGUCAACCAACAGAUCAGUCAGCAAACCCGCGGCAUGGAGGCUGCCAGUAACUCUAUGCUCUUGCAGAGGGAGGCGUGUGCGCUGGUGUCUCAGCCCGCGGCUGGAGUGAAGUGGUCUUCAGGUGGCACUGUGUCCAGUGAGCAGCUCAGCCUGGAGCUUGAUCAUGUAGAGCUGGAGAUCAAGAAGAGAACCCGUGAAAUCGCCAUGGAGAAUCAGGUGGCCCAUGAAUACAAGCUGAAGGCCACUGAGAAUGGGCAGCCUGACCGUAAAGUCCAGCUGGAGGAACUCUCUUUAGCAUUGGGUGAGGUGUCUAAUGGAUCCAGUGGCAUGAAGCCAGCCAGUAGUAUGGGAGGAUCUAUGCUGUCGCUUACCAAUAAGACGUCUUCUCUCACCCUCUGCUCCGCCGACCAAGCAGCGAGUAGCUCAGACCUUCAAAAGAAUGGUGUUGUUCACUCUUGCUCUUAAGAGUGUAUUCACACACGCGCGCACACACACACACACACACACACACACACACACACACACAACUUCUCCAGAGAUCAAUAUUCCUUCUCAGAGGGCUUUGAAAUUGAUCUCUUGACUAAUUCGACCAGUUUUUUUAAAUAUUCAGACCGAGUUGAAAUGAGGGACACGCAUUCACACACACACACACACGCAUACACACACCUGCAUGCUGCUAAAUGCAUGCACGACACAAAUUUCUCUGUUGUUUUAUUUAGAAAAAUGAGCAGUAUCUGCCGUGAUAUACAUUUUCUUUCUUUUUGUUCUGUGAAUGAGCUCUUUGUUUUAAUGACUUCUCAUCGCCUGGAAACCAGGGCAUCUGAAUAAUGCUAACUCUGUUGUUUUCCCUAUAUAUCAAGAAAGAACAGUCAACCCAAAGCUAGCACAGACAGGACGACGCAAACCAGUGAAAUCAAAACGAGAUUCGAGCGCACUAUUUUUAGCAUCGGGGCUAGUUGCUGAUUGUGCGGUCGGGGCCCUGUGGAAACGUUCAACUCCCUGGAUCUCUGCGGCCUUGAAUAUGAUCUGACUCACCAGGUUUAAAGUAGCAUGGAGAACCUUUUAUGAAUCCAUUUUUAUGGACCGUUAACACGGGUCUCCCCACAUGACGCUCGACCGUGGCAGUGUAUCGCUGUAAGGCAGUUCGAUCAAGCUCUGGAUGACACAAGGGGGAAGAGAGAGAUAUCUAUAUAUAUAAUCAGUUGUUAGGUUUUGUUUAAUUUAUGGUUUGGCUAUAUAACUGUUAAGGAAUUUGUAAAUGUUUGGCAACAUGUGUCUAAAGCGUUCUGUUUUAUAGAAUGCAAACACUUUUUUCCAUGUUUUCCAUGAGUGUGUGCUUUUUAGUAGAAGAGGUGCAACACUUCGCUUCCCUUGUGUUCUUCAGAGCUCUGUGGUCGGGAUGAGUUUUGUUUCUCCCAGCACCGCAGUCGUUUCGUAAGAUUACAGCCUAUUAGGAAAUUAUUUCAUCCAUUUUCCCUAACUUCUGUGAAGUUGCAUAUUUGGAUCUCCUGGUCGAGUUUGCAUAUUCAGGACUCGCCGCUAAAUCGCUGCAUAGAAGUUCACCAGGGCAGUAGUUCUGCAGGGUUUUGACACUCUGAAAAAAAUUGGUAAAGGGAUAGUUCAACCAAAAAGGAUUCAAUUGCCCUCAUGAUGUUCAAAAUGGAUAUUUUGGGGGGGGGAAACAAUUAUGGACAAUAUGGGGGGAGGGUGAACUGUCCCUUUAAAUAAAAUCCAGAGGGGUGUUCAUUAUAGAUGAGCUAUUUAAUGUCUCAUAGGUUUCCUCUUUAUAAACUCAAAAUUAGUUUGGAAUCAAUUCUCCAUUUUGAAUUUUUACAGAAUAUUUAAUGCAACUCAUGAAUCCAAGCCUGUUGAGUUUAUCCUCCAUCAGCCUGCUUUGACUUAAAUGUGUUUUUACACACCGUAUUCAACGACUGUUUCCGAAAGUGGCCCCGUAAACGAAGAGAACAAGAUUAUUUGAAGUCUGAAGUCUUCCUAUAGUGAUGACAUUCUUCACGUGUGACAUUUUGUUCUAGUCUCUUGAGACCGACUAUGAUAUACAGCUCCAAUUUUGGGUGCAACCUCUUAACGUGUAAUCUUUUGUGGUUUAUGUGCUAUAGCCGUGGUGAUAUAGUUGAUUUCUCUUAUUACGAUGACUUGUAGUCACGGUCAUUAUUUGAUGUUCUUGCUCGUCAAAGAGCACAUGCAGCCUUUUCAAGCAGUCGCCGAGAUUGAAAUCGAGCUGUGCCGACACGCAGAGAUGACAUCAACCUUACUGUCGAGGUUUAGACUUAUCGCAUGAUGUCCGUCACACUUGCUGAGCAAAUUCUCCAGAAUGUUGUCUUUCUUCAUGCUAAAUUGUUACCUCCUCCCUCUCCUCGACGUGGAAAUUGAAUUCUCGUAGUGUUUUUGUUUCAUGCUUUUGAGAUCCCAUGAACUAGAUCUGAGAUGUGCUGUGUAUGGUUAGCUUAAGAUUUAGCUUCUUGCUUCCCUUCUGGUGAAUCUGGCCUCUGAUUGAAUUUGACUUUCUCCUGUGGUUCAAGGCUGCUUUGUAGCCCAAUAAUUCAAGGGAAAUUCAUAAAAACACAUCCAGGUCACAUUUCAGCAAGAAAUAUAAAGGAAAGAAAAUGUGUAGGACCAAUAAAGUUUAAGCACAUCUUUGUCCCCCCAAAUGUUCUUAAUUGUCAGUUAUGCUCAAUGAUCAAAUUUAAAAAAAAUUCUAAAUUGAGGAACGUAACACCAGGAGGAUAUAAUGCACUCUGCGAAUUCCCUUUAAUAUUCAAACAGGGGAAAAUAAAAUAAUUGCACACCGCUUAAAAUGAUGCAGGAUACGUUUUAAUCUUGACUUUACAUCAGUAGAGAUGUGAAAGCGGCCAUGCAUAGUUACACGGCAAGGCUUUUAUACGAUUUCUGCUUAGCAUUCUGAAAAAUGAGAAUUUUCCUCCUCCCUGCGGUUUUCCAAAUUUUCCUGCGCUAACACGCUCCUGCCACCGCUAACAUCAGAUUUUCUUUGGCUCUUGUUAGGCGCAAGCGCUAGCAUGACGAGUGUUCUCUACGAUGGGCAAACGUUUAGCCAGUGCUCGGUGUGUUGAGAUUUUUUCAUUUGGCUUUCAGAGUGCCCAAAGCUGUACUAAUGUAAGCAUUCUCGAGUGAAGCACUGCCAGGAUGCUGCUUUUAUUUGAAUCUUUGGAUUGUAUGGGAAUGUGCUAUCUUGUAUUUAAUAUUUGGCACUUGCUUGGGUGCUGUAGAACUUUUUUUUUGUUUUCCUCUAAUGAUCAGUGAUCUCACUGAGCUAAUUACUUCUGCGUGGAUUUUUUUGUUUGUUUGUUUUACAACCAUCCACACAUCGCAAUUUAUGGGAAACGACUCAGUAAGGCUCAUUUACAGUUUUGUGCAUGAGGUUAUUUUUCCUCAAGUGAGAAAUUGCAGGAUUAUGUGAUUUUCUUUGAGAAUGGGUCUGUUCCUGAUGGAUGAUAUUCAUUUCUCUGACUGGAUCGUGUCUGUUUUGAGCAGACCUGUUGAAUUCAUUUAAAUGAAACGCAAAUUAACUCAUUUUCAACCUUAUAACACUGUUAUGGCUAUCUUUUUUUUGCCGGUUUGUUUUAUUCCUAACUUUUGGGGAAAUGUAAUGGCUUUUUUAUGAUUACUUCCAAGUUGUUAUGUAAAAUCUCUUAAAUUAAGGUACAGGCUCAAUUUCAACAAGGAAAGGUUUUAUAUAUAAAUAUAUAUAUUAUACUCCAUUAAGGAAUGUUUAGAACCAUCUUACUCCAAUGUGGAUGUAGCCAUUAUUACGCCAUUUUAUGACUUUGUAAAAGAAUUCACUGUGUGAAAAUUGGUUUGCAUUUUUGUAUAAUACAAUCUGCUUUUUUGUUUGUUUAAAAGGAGAGAGGGAGGUGAAACUGGAUGUUAAGAGGACAAGAUAAAAAAAUAAAAUAAAAAAUUUAACAGAAACCUGUGAUUAUUGAGAAGAAAAUGUAACUUGUGUACAACAAUGAUUCUAAAUGAGAGGGAUGGAAUAAACAAUAUUGGUAACACUGCUAUAAA